Messenger RNA from Alnus glutinosa, 770 nucleotides. Its product is annotated as E3 ubiquitin-protein ligase ATL23. NCBI's taxonomy places the organism in Eukaryota, Viridiplantae, Streptophyta, Magnoliopsida, Fagales, Betulaceae. The transcript has a single exon. The record is from RefSeq and is a predicted model, not a curated record. Bases 231 to 617 code for a protein of 128 amino acids.
CCAAUCCACGUUGGCUUCGACCCCCACACUUUCCCACCUCAGGUAGUCAGGUUCUUGCCACCCAAACACCAACCCAGAUUGACAACCCAACGCCCCAAUAUAAAUCCCUUCACUUUCCCAUAACCCCUUAAUCCCUUAUCGCGCGCUAUGGUGUCCACGGCACUACGCCCCUUUACCCAUCACGCUCACCUCUCUACCAACCACCGUAUAAACCGCAGCCCCAUAAAAGAAUGAUGGUUUCGGUUUUCAUGGCCCUUUUGCUACCGUGCGCCGGCACGAGCGUGGUGUUCGUACUCUACAUCUGCCUCUUAUGGUACACGACGAACCGCCAGAGUGAGCCACCGUUAUCGGUCAAGCCGGUGGCCGAGAACGGGCUGUCGGCGUCGGAGCUGGACAAGCUGCCCAAGGUGACCGGGAAAGAGCUGGUGUUGGGGACGGAAUGCGCUGUUUGUCUUGACGAGAUUGAGAGCCGGCAACCGGCUAGACUGAUUCCCGGUUGCCACCACGGGUUCCAUGUACAGUGUGCGGACACCUGGCUUUCUAAGCAUUCGGUGUGUCCUGUGUGCAGGGCCAAGCUUGAGCCUCAGCUCUUCAAUGGCCCUGAAAAUCCGUGCUAAGAAGUUUGAAUUAAUAUGUAUGUUUAUUGUUAUUCGUUAAUUUUUUUUUGUUGAUGAUUAUGUUUGAUCCCGAAUGCUUUUUCUUGCACACCAUGAUCUGAUUAUGUUUUGUUUAAUGAUUAAGGUAUAUAUUUCUGAGCGUGACUGGUUAAA